Molecule: messenger RNA, 775 nt
Organism: Trachymyrmex septentrionalis
Lineage: Eukaryota; Metazoa; Arthropoda; Insecta; Hymenoptera; Formicidae
Product: larval cuticle protein 8-like
Exons: 2
Coding region: 28-423 (131 amino acids)
Cellular component (GO): chitin-based extracellular matrix
Molecular function (GO): structural constituent of chitin-based larval cuticle
Source: RefSeq, a predicted model, not a curated record
UUGCCCAUCAGCGAUUACUGCCGCAGCAUGUACACGUCAUUGGUAAUCUUGAUCGCAUUGGCAGCCUGCACCGCGGCAGCGCCUGCCGACGAACCGAUACCGAUUGUCAGCCAAAGUCAGGAAGGUCCUAACCCGGAUGGGUCGUACAAGUGGAGUUACGAAACCGGUAACGGUAUCAAAGCCAAUGAGGAAGGUCACCUGGAGGAAGUUGGCACCGACAACGAGGCGAUGAAGGCAGAGGGCGGCUUUAGCUACUCGAGCGACGACGGCCAGGCGAUCUCCUUGACGUACGUGGCCGACAAGAAUGGUUUCCAACCGGUGGGUGCUCAUCUACCCACCACGCCGGAAAUCCCGCCGCUAAUACUGAAGGCUCUCGAGUGGAACGCGGCUCAUCCGUCGAAGGAAGAUGAGAACCAGGUGUAAAACAGCGAUCGGCGCCGCCGUCCAGCAUGUGAUCUCACGACCUCCAUGAGUAAUUAUUCCGCCACGAGAAUAUGGAAGACGAUCCACGAUACAUGAACCUACGGUGACGCCGGACGAUGAGUGUUGCCGCCGCCCGGCGUUGUCGUCCUCGCCCUCGAAAUCAACACGGACUACUCUGGUUCAAAUUGUUGUAAAUAUUUAUUGUACACGAUAUUAUACACAUGCGUAUUUUAAAUAUAUUAUAUUAUAUUGUAUUAAUAUAUAUUCAAAGAGACAUAUGUACCACGAUUUUCUAACUGACUUGUAGUUAUAUCACGGUGCAUUAAGAAUAAACGUUGCAUCUUAGGAGAAA